AUGGAUCGUUUCUAUCCCUCUCCUCCUCUCAGCUCCCACCCGAACUCACUUCCAUUCGGCCGGGCUUCUUCUCAGAUUGAGCCUGCGAGACAAACAGUGACCCCUCCCUCAUCAGUAACAGAUGGCGCUCGGUUGAUCCCUUCUCACCAUGUCUAUCCCUGCUCAGCAAUCGAGAAUUGGACGAGUUCCCAUUCCGGCAAUUCAGACACGGCGAUGUCUCACCACCACCAUCAUCAACAACAACAUCAUUAUCAUAACUCGCCUCUAUGGAAGGCUCCGCUAUACCGGCCCUCUACUUCACAAUCCGACUCUUCAUCUGAGGGCGAAGUGUCAAGUCUCUUUCCGACUCACGGCAUUGAGUCUUCCGAGUGGUCAUCGCCUUCCACCGCGCCCAGUUGCUCGGAGUCCAAACCAGUAAAGCUCGAACCAGGGCGCAGUUAUGAAAGCACCAAAAAUUUUCUGCUCUGGUCGCGGACGCCAGAGACCCAGCAACCUGGAUGCUCGCUUGAAUCCGGCACCUAUUCCGUACCUUUUCAGAUAGCUGCACCGUAUCCAACACGGCCAGAUACAUUUAAAACGGCUUGUCCUACCCCACGGUUGCCACCACCGUCACUGGCUUUUCCAAGCUCCGGUCGUCGUUCGUUCCUACCUGACAAGGUGAAGACCCAUGCAAACAGACCAGGGUUUCACCAUGAGGAGCCACGACCUAGUCCUGACGACAUCGGGGAGGAGGCAAACUCGGAGGCCCCAUAUUCCUGCCUUAUCGAGAAAGCUCUCCUCGAGGCUCCCGAUAAGAAGCUUACGCUUCAGGAUAUCUACAGCUGGUUUGAGAAGCGCACAGCAAAAGGAAAGGAUCGUUCUUCCAAAGGCUGGCAGAACAGUGUCCGCCACAACCUCUCGAUGAAUGCGGGGUUUGAAGCUGUUCGAGAGGAGCAACCCGGUAAGAAGCCCCAGAACUACUGGCGCCUAACGGAAGAAGCCAUCAAAUAUGGCGUCCAGUCCACCACGCGGUACCGAAAGCAAGCGAGUAACAAAAAGACAUCGAGCUCAGACCCACCAGCACCCCAGCGCCAGCGGUCAGGGGCGAAAGGAGGGAAAGCUACGAAGAUUAAGGCCAAGCUCCGUGGGUGCCCAUCAGGCCAAGAUGAGCUGCGAAAGGACAACUGUCGGCGUGAGAUCACACAACCACCACUAGGAAAAAUAGCCUGUAGUCAUGGUUAUCCGUCCACUACCACAAUAACACCACCCGCGACGGCGUCCGUGAUAUCAUCCUUUCAUGUGUCAGCGCCCGUGACACGGUUAUCUACCGAGUCAUUCGACCUGAGCAAUGCUGUUGGUUGUGCAGAUCACUCCUCAUUCUAUAUAAUGACAGGACAGGGAUCGGGAACGGAGUGUCUAACAAUGGAGAAUGGUUAUCCGGGAUGGGGGGUACACACUUCGUUUUUCUGCCGGGCUGAUGACCGGGCCUGGGAUUACGGCGGAUCUUCACCUAGGGCAAUAGGAGGAUGGAGUAAUUAG
Aspergillus uvarum CBS 121591 is the source of this 1518-nucleotide messenger RNA. RefSeq lists its product as uncharacterized. The record is from RefSeq and is a predicted model, not a curated record. Gene Ontology annotation, molecular function: DNA-binding transcription factor activity, RNA polymerase II-specific; RNA polymerase II cis-regulatory region sequence-specific DNA binding. Gene Ontology annotation, cellular component: nucleus. Lineage: Eukaryota; Fungi; Ascomycota; Eurotiomycetes; Eurotiales; Aspergillaceae. The transcript is spliced from 2 exons. Gene Ontology annotation, biological process: regulation of transcription by RNA polymerase II. Bases 1 to 1518 code for a protein of 505 amino acids.